AGGUAUUGGUGAUCCACUGCUACUGGACGCGGGAGCACGUUAAGCGAAAGUUUCUUCUAUUCCGUCCACAACCAUUUAAACAAUUCGAAUCAUAUGAAGGUUGAGCUACAUUUCAAGCUUCGCGGUACUUUGCCGAACCCCUGUGUCAACUUUUUCAGUUUGCUGAGCUCAAUGCUUUAAAUCCGCGUUCAUUCUUUUAUUGGGUUUAAGUUUACUAUGUAUACUGAGUCUACAAUUUUCGUUUUUAUUGUUCUUUUUUUAGAUUAUCGAGUUAGCUGAGUCAAUAAACAUCUUCAACUAUACCUUUUUCCAUCACUUUCCAAUAAAAUCCUACACAAAACCUUAUUUAGAGACCGCAGUUGACCGAACGGUAAAGCUGUUUAGAGCUCUUUCCUAAUAACACACAAGCUACUCAGAAGUAUAGAUACAUUGCUUGCAAAACCACGACUAAGAGGCGAAACAUCUUGUCAGAAAGCUGGUAGAAAAAUGGCCCUCAGUUUUAGAUCUUCUAAAUACUUACUCAUAACUCUAAACUUACUCUACCUAGUUAUUGCUUUCAUUCUUGUUGGCGUUGCUGCAUAUGCCCGGCUAAGUAUUUAUGUGACGAGCGUUCAUAUUGUUGGUGGUAUAAUAGCUUGUGGAGUCUUCCUCUUUGUGCUUGCUGUAGCUGGAUUGUUGGGCGCUAUCAAACAUAACCAGCCAAUAUUAUUUUUCUAUAUAAUCCUACUUUUCGGCCUCUUUCUCGUCCAAUUUUCUGUAGCAUGCGCUUGUCUAUCACUCUCUAGUGAUUAUCAACAGAUUUUAGUUGAGACAGCGUGGAAGCAAAGCUCCAAUAACUCAAAACUAACUGUCAUGACGGCGUUUAAAUGCUGUGGUUUCAGUAGAGCCGAUCUGUCUUCAUCUGCCGCAUUGGGAUAUCCCCCGUGCAAGUUAGCCAAGGUAAGUAGCUGCACUAAUUAUAUUCAUUAUCUUAUUGAAUUUGUCGUUUCUAAUUCCGAUGACUUGAAAAAGUACACAUUUGUCUAGGUAUCUACUUUGUCAUAUACUUUAUGUUUUGUUCCAAAAGCACAUAGAAUAUGUAAUGAACUGGAUACAUAUUAACGCUCCUAAAGCUUUGCUUUAGUUUUUCAUAUUACGAAAUGACAUGGAUUAUUUUAUUAAACUACUUCACGAUUCCCGACUUUUCAUUAACAGUUUGUUGAGAAACGAAAUUCUUCUAAACUGCUAACCUUUAAUUUUAUAGCGCAUGUUUAAACAAUCUACAUUAUACUGCUGAUAAUCUAGAUAUUCUUCCUAGCCUUAUUACUAAUGGUCUACCACUUAACCCUAACCAAUAUUACAGCCUUGUUUUUGUGUCUGUGUGACAGCUGCAACCAUUAAAAAAUAUAUGUUGAUUGCAGAUGUUUGGUUGCAGAUGUCUUCGAAAUAUCGGUCACUGAGCAGAAAGUUUUAGGUUUAGACUGAAUGGUCAAAGGAAGGCAGCUAAAUCAAUCGAUUAGGCUGUAUAAGUCAAUAGUAGAACUCUGAAGUGCAAUAGGAAUUGUCUAUCUUAUACACUAACCCACUGCAUUUGGGUUUUUGGCUUUUCUGGUUAGAAAAUAAAAUCACGUUAUAGUCACACAGAGUUUUCAUCGAAGGUACUGUCCAAAGCUGUAGUAAACUUGAGGAAAGCUAAAUAAUACCGGACUAAAACGUAGCAUUAGUCCAUAAAGUCAUUGUUAGUCUGAAUUGUGUCGAGUCUUCCAAAUGAGGAAAUCAUUGUUUGGAAACCAUAGAUGACAUAGCUCAGGUUCACCCAACCUUCUCCUUUUAAGUCCUGAACUUUGUACUACCCGUUAUUUGUUUUCCGUUUUCAAUUCUUGUGCUUCUCGUCCGUUUUGUUGUCUUAUGUUGAUUUACCGCUUCUUAUUACGGACAGACAUCAACAACAUAGAACUUAGUACAGAUACGUUGGCCUAGAUUGUUUUGUAUUGUUACGAAGUUCAGCAACUCAGACUACCACACUUUCGUUCUGGAUCGUAAAUUGAUAUGUUACUUUGCUUUUGUCAGUCAGUCAGCUACAACGUAGGACCAGGCACACAUAUGCAUCGGUUCAAGUUGCCACACCUCGUUAGCACAGCAAGAUGAACACCAAAUUCAUGGAAGUAGUUAAUUUAGUGAUGGUAACAUAUAAAAGAAAGGUCGUAUAUAAGCAUAUCGUACAUGAAGAAAAACAGAUAUGAAGCAAUUUUAGUCUCAAGGUUUAAAAGAAGAUGAAGACUGUAUAUACCUGCGCCAUUAUGAUAGAUUCUGAGCCAUGUUACCUAGAGUCUCGAACCAUCGGUUACGAUAGUCACGCAGACCCCAACCAUGUAGUCUACAUCUACCAACAUAGCUAAGACUAGAAGUUAGUGACUUUAUGGACCGAUGCCACGUUUUGAUUUAGCCGCCUCUAACUUUCUUCCAUCUAUGUUUUACACUAGUCAGCAUUGCGCAUCAUGGUAAUCGGUUUUCAGGCAUACGUAACACGUGGCCUAACCAUCUCAGUCGAUGAAGAUUCGGGUUUCUUAUAUUAGUCUGAAGAGUUGCCUGGUGUUGCCUACAGCCGCUGCCUUUUCCAUCUCUUUUGCUUUCGUUGCCCACCACUGCUCACGAUCGUUUCUUAGACUUUUAGUCAGCCUAUAUUUGAUUUGUUUCCGCUCUUUGUCGUGUUCAGAGCCUGACGGGAUGAAUUUACGCAAAUCCAUCAGUGAAAUAUACUUGGAAGAAAUCCACUGGUUUUUUGGAGCCCUAUGGUUUAAAUUACUAAUAGAUGUGACUGCUGUUUCCACAGCUGUUCGUAUGUCUUUCCAAGCAGCAUCUGGGUCAGUCUCGUUUACAGAACUGCCUAGAUGUGAACGCAGUUGUUCCUGGAACUUACAUUUGGAUUUCUCGUCCUCCAGUUCAAUCCUAAUGGGUCUUCUUAGUGUAGUUUUUUUUGCGUCCAGUGAGGUGCAGACAAAUACGUGCUCGUAUUAAAGCGUGAUCAGAGUCUAAACAAGUAUUCCAAUACGAGCGACAAUCUUCUAUUGAGCCUCUCCAACGAUGACUGAUGGCAAUAUGGUCUAUUUGAGUCCAUCGUUGGUUUGGUGCAGGUGGUCGCCAUGUUAGGCGAUGUCUCUCCUUAUGUUUAAAGUUAGCGUUUGCUAAAAAUAAACGAUUGUUUGAGCAUAGUUGCAACAGAUGAUCACCAUUAUCGGUUCGUUGAGCCGAAAUACUAAAUGUCUUUCUGUUUGAUUUAAGCUGCCUACCUGGGCAUUAAAGUCACCCGCUACGACUACUAUGUCUGAGCGCUUAACUUUCUGAAUAAGCUCAGAGAGCUUUCUGUAAGUCACCUUUCACUUCAUCAUGGCUGCAGUCAGUGGGAGCGUAGGCAGAAACGACGAAAAUGCAACGACGUGUGUCCCUGUCCUUCCGAGUUCUUACGGAGCCAUUCAGCCGGGCAGCACACAGGCGACUGUUAACAGAGAUCCAUUCUAAUAGUGCUUCUUCUGCCCUUGUACUAAGUGCUGUACCUACACCUGCAUGUCCACGAGAACUAGCCAUAGGGACGUCAGAUACACGGAGGGUGUAUUUCGUUGGCUGUCCAUUCUGGCAAGGUGAGACCAAGUAAAUGACACACUAAGAUCGUAUAUGCGUGUUUCGGAGACACAGCAUACAUCAAUGGUACGAGAUUCUAGGGUGUUAGCCAAGGAGGCCUGUUGGCCGAUUUGACUUAGGGUACGUACGUUGAAGGCUCCAAUGUGUAGUUUGGAGCGAGGUUUUAGUAGACGUGGGACAAUGUUUCGCGCACUAGAAUCGUUGGCCAUGAUGACACCUGAGGAGGAAGCCGAAAGAGGAAGUUUAGUGUUGAAAGUCGAGGUGGGAGGAGUAAUAGGAAUUGAAGAAGGUGAUUGAUUAUGAAUACAGUGGUCUUGAGUGCUGUUAGAGGUAUGAGGGGAUUAUCACUUCCCGAUUGCCCACACUGUGGAAGGGUUCUUCUAGAAGUACCUGAAAGGGAAAUUGGGUUAGAAGUGGCCUUAAUGACCUGGGAGCGUGACCGCAGUUCCCAAGGGACAGCUGCUUAAGGUCGGUCAUACACGACCUUUUUGUGGGUAAUUUUAGUGUUAGCUCCGUACUUGUUGAGACCUUACCGCCGGAGACGGAAAUCCGUGGGGUAAGGCGAGGUGUGCAUUUUUAGGGUCGACGUUUUCUAACCCCACCUCUCCUUGUGGGAAGGCAGCAUCGCCGUUAUGCUGGUUGUCUGAAGGAAACACCUUACCGCCGUCACACCUCUUUACAGUCAGCAGUACGACUUGGGUUUGCUGCUUUUAGUCUCACCGCUCUUCAACCGACCUGUCUGGCAUAGUUAGACCUUGAGGAAUGAUUGUUCCAGCCAGUAUAACUCGGUUGGUUCAUCACGAUAGGCAAGCCAGACCACCAAGUCAAGAUAGCAGCAACGGUCGGGACUGAUUAGGUUAUUUAUUCUUUGCACUUUCUACCAUUACUCUGUAUCCCGUUAAUGUAGUUCUAAGUAUUAUAACCCUGACUGAUAAGAUAUUUAUGCUUAUAUCAGACUGGAUUAUCCAGUUCUAGUUUUUAAUCAAACUUAAGGAGGUGAUUUAAUAGUACCACACUAUUUUCUCUAGCUGUCUUGCUGCGAUACACCUGAGGGUAAAACUGCUAAAUGCUGCCAAGGUUCAGAUGUGGGGAAUAGCACGUUCUGCCCAUGUACUACAGCUUGUUGGACUGUAAUUCAAGAACGGUUAUCAACUGGUGUCCGAGUUACUGGUGCAACUAGCCUUUUCUUCAGCGUCAUUGAACUUCUAGGAGUAUGGACGGCUCUUCGCUAUCGGCACCAACGUGAUCCCUUACUUGAUCCAAACAGUGUUCUCUGAAUUGUCUUCUCCAUAUUCACUGUCAUUACUAUUAUUAUCAUCAAAAUUAGUGCCAUAUCAUAUAGCUCUGCAACACAUCAUGGAUGCCUGACAGGUUAAUUUUAUAACAUGAAGUAACAUUUUCUAGUCAUAAAUACUAUUGAAACAAUCUUAAUUUCACCCGUUUCUUUGCGUGUUUGUAUGCAUUAUUGCUUUAAUUGUUUUUAUCUAUCCCAAUUUAUAAUCAGUAUUAUCUUCACGAGUGAUAAAAGCCUCCGUAAGUCCAUUAUCAUUUGUUCGAUGACUUCAUUUUUAAUCUAAACUCGAGAAACAAACUACUCUUUGCAUACACAAAUUUGUGCACAUUUAUCUGUUUUUCACUCCAUACUUGUGUUUGUACGCAACGAUUAUCUUCAUUAAGGUCACUGUGAUCUCAAAUCACCUGAAGAGAUUCAUUAAACGUAAAAUAGAUUUCUUGU
Molecule: messenger RNA, 5353 nt
Organism: Schistosoma rodhaini
Lineage: Eukaryota; Metazoa; Platyhelminthes; Trematoda; Strigeidida; Schistosomatidae
Source: the annotation of a GenBank genome assembly